Molecule: messenger RNA, 1269 nt
Organism: Zalophus californianus (California sea lion)
Lineage: Eukaryota; Metazoa; Chordata; Mammalia; Carnivora; Otariidae
Gene: C1QTNF4
Product: C1q and TNF related 4
Exons: 2
Coding region: 162-1136 (324 amino acids)
Molecular function (GO): protein binding
Source: RefSeq, a predicted model, not a curated record
CCCCGCCGCCGCCGCCGCCGCCCCCGCCAGGCCGGGCCCCGCCGCAGCGCGGGCGGUCAGUGCGCAGCCCCGGCGCCCGCUCGGAGCCGGGAGCCCGGAGCCCGGAGCCGGAUCGCGGGCUCGGAGCGACCCGACCCGCCCGCCGCCCCCAGCCAGGCGCCAUGCUGCUGCUCCUGCUGGGCCUGCUGGGCCCUGCCGCCUGCCGGGCCCUGGGGCCGGCUCCGGGCUCGACGGAGCUGCGCUCGGCCUUCUCGGCCGCACGCACCACCCCCCUGGAGGGCACAUCGGAGAUGGCGGUGACCUUCGACAAGGUGUACGUGAACAUCGGCGGCGACUUCGACGCGGCCACAGGCCAGUUCCGCUGCCGCGUGCCCGGCGCCUACUUCUUCUCCUUCACGGCUGGCAAGGCCCCGCACAAGAGCCUGUCGGUGAUGCUGGUGCGCAACCGCGACGAGGUGCAGGCGCUGGCCUUCGACGAGCAGCGGCGGCCCGGCGCGCGGCGCGCCGCCAGCCAGAGCGCCAUGCUGCAGCUCGACUACGGCGACACGGUGUGGCUGCGGCUGCACGGCGCCCCGCAGUACGCGCUCGGCGCCCCGGGCGCCACCUUCAGCGGCUACCUGGUGUACGCCGACGCCGACGCGCCUGCGCGCGGGCCGCCCGCGCCCCCCGAGCCGCGCUCGGCCUUCUCGGCGGCGCGCACGCGCAGCCUGGUGGGCUCGGACGCGGGCCCGGGGCCGCGGCACCGGCCGCUCGCCUUCGACACGGAGCUCGUCAACAUCGGCGGCGACUUCGACGCGGCGGCCGGCGUGUUCCGCUGCCGCCUGCCGGGCGCCUACUUCUUCUCCUUCACGCUGGGCAAGCUGCCGCGCAAGACGCUGUCCGUGAAGCUGAUGAAGAACCGCGACGAGGUGCAGGCCAUGAUUUACGACGACGGCGCGUCGCGGCGCCGCGAGAUGCAGAGCCAGAGCGUGAUGCUGGCGCUGCGGCGCGGCGACGCCGUCUGGCUGCUCAGCCACGACCACGACGGCUACGGCGCCUACAGCAACCACGGAAAGUACAUCACCUUCUCCGGCUUCCUGGUGUACCCCGACCUCGCCCCCGCCGGCCCGCCGGGCCUCGGGCCCCCGGAGCUCUGAGCCCCGCCCGGGGAGAGGAGCCCAGCGGCGGCGCGGGGCGUGCAUGCCGAGAACGCCCGGCCGGCGCGAGCAUGACGGCCCGCCCAGUGCGGCUGACCCUGCCAAUAAAGUGGGCCUGCGCCGGCGCCUGUCU